This is a messenger RNA of Pogonomyrmex barbatus (red harvester ant), 620 nucleotides long. Its product is annotated as odorant receptor Or2-like. Gene Ontology annotation, biological process: detection of chemical stimulus involved in sensory perception of smell; sensory perception of smell. Gene Ontology annotation, molecular function: odorant binding; olfactory receptor activity. Lineage: Eukaryota; Metazoa; Arthropoda; Insecta; Hymenoptera; Formicidae. The record is from RefSeq and is a predicted model, not a curated record. Gene Ontology annotation, cellular component: plasma membrane.
GUAGUAAAGUAUGUCAAUGUGCUAUUUUGAACAAAUAUCUUAUUUUAAACGUAAUUAUAAAAUAAUAUUUUUUACUAAUUAUAGAUAUUUUGCCGCUUUUAAACAUGAUAAAAAACGAUUGGUUGAAAUCAAAAACAGCAAAUGAAAGAGAUGUUAUGAUAAAACAAGCCCGAAUUGCACGUAUAUUUACAAUAUUAGGAUUUUUUAUAAUGUUGUUGAGUCUUAUUUUGGCUGUGAUUCUUCCUGCUUUCGGCAUUUCAAUGAGAUAUUUGACCAACAAAACGGAUCCAGGGAAAUUAUUGCCAAUUCAAACAUAUUAUAUUUAUGAUCGAGACAAAAGUCCAUUGUACGAGAUAACUUAUAUUGUGCAAAGUAUCGGCUUAUCGACGCUUGCUAUGGUGUACACUAGUACAGACAGUUUCUUAGGUUUAUUGGUUUUUCAUGUGUGUGGUCAAUUGGAAAAUCUCAAGAAGCGUAUUAUUUGUCUCAAUAAGUUUCAUUUUGAAAGUGCUCUAUCAUGCAGCGUACAAGAUCAUAUACGUCUCAUCAGAGAAUUUUUCUGCUCAUUAUUAAAAACAUCGGGUGGUUAUAUAUCUGUUUUGUUGGCACAUCGAGAAUAA